GGUGGGAGGGAGGGAGAGGUGCUACAGACACAGGCAGACGAAAUGAACCCUCUAUUUGCUGGGAUCCUGCUCAGCACCCUGCUGGGGGCUGCCCUGGGAAACCGCAUGCGGUGCUAUGACUGCGGUGGAGGCCCCAGUGGCUCCUGCAAAGAGACGGUGACCACUUGCGGAGAGGGCGAACGCUGCGGCUUCCUGGAGCGCAAACCCCAACCAGAGCUGGCACAGACCAAACUGUCUGGAAACCCCUCAGUGACCUUGAUUCAUCACCAUCCAGCCUGCGUGGCAGCCCAUCAUUGCAAUCAAGUGGAGACAGAAGUGGUGGGAGACGUGACUUAUACGACCCACAGGGACUGCUGCGUCGGCGACCUGUGCAACGGUGCUGUGGCGAGCACUGCAGCCCCCGUGAGCAUCGUGGCUGCAGCAGUCACCACGCUGGCCUGGCUCUUGCCAGGACUCUGGAGAGGGUAAUGGGAGCAGGGGUGGAGAAGGCAGCAAGGAAAUAAAGGAGAUCUGUGAGCCAUUAAAAUCUAUUGACCACUCCA
Cervus elaphus (red deer) is the source of this 542-nucleotide messenger RNA. RefSeq names its product lymphocyte antigen 6 family member G6D (gene LY6G6D). Lineage: Eukaryota; Metazoa; Chordata; Mammalia; Artiodactyla; Cervidae. Gene Ontology annotation, molecular function: acetylcholine receptor inhibitor activity. The transcript is spliced from 3 exons. Gene Ontology annotation, biological process: acetylcholine receptor signaling pathway. Gene Ontology annotation, cellular component: external side of plasma membrane. The record is from RefSeq and is a predicted model, not a curated record. The coding region runs from base 43 to 468 and encodes 141 amino acids.